Molecule: messenger RNA, 1953 nt
Organism: Sclerotinia borealis F-4128
Lineage: Eukaryota; Fungi; Ascomycota; Leotiomycetes; Helotiales; Sclerotiniaceae
Source: the annotation of a GenBank genome assembly
AUGGCAUACAAUCGGCGGGUCGAGGAUUUUAGAGAAGCAGAAUAUCCUAUGAUGAGAGGGAAAACAUAUCUUGACCAUGCGGGCACAACUAUAUACGCGAAGUCUCUGAUCGAAAGAUUUUCCAGUGAGAUGGUGGGAAAUCUCUUUGGCAAUCCACACUCGGCCUCAGCUCCAGCGCAACUCUCUGGUUCUUUGGUGGACUCUGUACGGGAAAAGGCAUUAAGGUUUCUUGGAGCCGAUCCUGCGCAUUUUGAUCUCGUAUUUACCGCAAAUGCUACCGCAGCGAUUAAACUAGUCGCAGAAAGCUUUCGAGACCUUGCGCUAGAGAGCUCAACGUCAGGAUCAUUUUGGUAUGGCUAUCAUAAAGAUGCCCAUACAAGUCUGGUCGGUCCACGAGAGCACACAAAUGGACAGCAUCACUGCUUCGCCGGCGACCAGGAGGUGGAAGACUGGUUACUCGGUUACAGGACUCUUCCGGGGAGAAGGGAAGAUGAUGAAACACCAGGAAUCUUUGCAUUUCCUGGGCAAUCGAACAUGACCGGGCGUCGAUUACCACUCUCUUGGAGUAGAAAAUUACGAAAUUCCACCCUCAUCUCACACCAGAAUACCUACUCCCUCUUGGAUGCUGCAGGCCUCGCGACAACAACUCAGCUUGACUUCAGUGAUCCGGAUGCAGCUCCUGACUUUACUGUCCUUUCAUUUUACAAAAUAUUUGGCUUCCCCGAUCUAGGAGCUCUAAUAGUGCGCAGAAAGUCGGCGCAUAUCUUGACUUGGCGUAGAUAUUUUGGCGGCGGCACAGUGUCAUCUCUGACAGUACUUCACGAAGCAUCUUACCACCGAAAAGAUGCCACGAUUCAUGAUGGCUUAGAGGAUGGCACAUUACCAUUCCAUUCAAUCAUUGCACUUGGAUGUGCGAUCGAUGUGCAUCAUGAUCUUUAUGAUUCUAUGGCGAACAUAUCCAAGCAUACAAUGUUUCUCAUCCGGCGCCUCUACGAGGGCCUAUCAACUAUUCGUCAUUCGAACGGCCGGCCUGUGUGCGAAAUUUACAAUGACGCAACGAACACCCACCCUUAUACCGACGCCACUACCCAGGGUGCUACCAUAGCAUUCAAUAUUCUGCGUCCGGACGGCACUUACGUCUCGUAUCUGAGUGUAGAAGAAUUAGCCAACCAGAAAGAUAUAUACGUAAGAGCCGGGGGACUUUGCAAUCCUGGAGGCAUCGCAAGUUAUCUCAAGGUAGCACCCUGGCACUUCAAGCGAGCGUGGUCAGCCGGCCAUCGCUGUAGCGAAUCUGACAACACGGAGAUUAUCAACGGUAAGCCUACAGGCGUGGUUCGAGCCAGUUUAGGAGCCAUGUCGAUCAUUUCCGAUGUCGAUACUCUUCUUGCAUUCAUGCUGGAAACGUUUGUUGAAGACCUGGAUCUGGCUGGACAAAUUGUCGUCAUCACAGCGCAGGCGCCGAGUAAUAAGUCACCCACGGUCAGGAGUCAGGGGGGCGUUAGCCCAGUUGUCGUAAAGGUUCCUGGCAAUUGGCCUAUCAGAAAGCUUCUUCCCAUCGACACGGAUUCAAAAGAGGACCCGAGGGGCCGGCCGCCACGACGAUAUAACAUGUACGACUAUCAGAUUAAUUGCGACAGACCACGGACAAGUCAUUCAACAACGUACCAUUCACCAGCGCAUCACCUUUCAACCGGAUCAAAUGAUAGCGCAAUAGUAAUGCCGGCAACGGCAGUGAAGUAUUGGGACGAUAUCAAAAGAGGGGGUCAUGAAACGUGGCCCGAAUGUCGCGCAAGAAGACAUGAGCAUGAGCAUGAGCAUGAACCUGAGAAAGAAAAAACAAAAUCGGAGUCACGGCCGACGGAAGAAAAGGGGAAAAGACCGGAAAAGACGUUAUCGAAAGCCAAAAGUUUUUGGGGGCUGAAUAAGGUUGUCAAGGGCAGAAGCAAGGGGUGA